AUGGGAAAGUCGGAGCAAUCUAGUUCGGGAACUACGAAAUUAGUGUGGACUAGAGGCAGAGAUGGUACUGUUGCGGGUCGGGCCAUUGAUAGAGCCGAUGCUCGUGCUCGAACGGCUGCUGAUGAGGCUGGUACCUCAAUGUUACGUGCUGGACGCGUUCCUCCGACCGGUUCUAACCGGAAACGGAGGGCUAAGCAGGCGGGUAGGGGGUUCUGCGCACCUCGCCGCCGGGGUGGUAGAGCAUCCACUGCUAUGGACGAGCAGGUGGUUCAUGAUGAGGUUUUUGAGGUUGAGGCGGUGGCUGUUGUUCGGGAGUCGGUGGCUGUUGUUGAGAAGCCGAUGUCUAUUGCUGAGGAGGAGGUUGAUGUUGCUGAGGAGCAUGUGCCUGGAGUUAAGGAGAGGGUGGUUGUGGUUGAGGAGGGGGUUGCUAAGGAGCGGGUGGUGCAUGAUACAGACACCACCACAAGUGCAUCUACGGAGCCAUCAGUACACACUAAUGGAGCUUUUCCAGGAGGACCUUCUAACAAGUCCGUUUUGACAGAAUAUGCUGACCAUGUCGCUUAUAGGAUAUGGCAGGGCGAGGAGCGUCCAAUGCUGAAGCUCACUUCUCAUGGGUCGAAGUUGAAGAACUUCUCCGAGAGAUCGAUGCUUGAGCAGGUGGCGAGGAUAGUUCGGGACUUCCAUUUGAUGGACUUUGCUGGAUGCUCCCUGACGAUGUUGGUCGUCCCUCUAUUAUCAGCUUUUGUUGAGAGAUGGCACCUGGAGACAUCAUCCUUCCCAUCUUCCAUCCGGGGAGAUGACGGUGACUCUAUAUGA
Molecule: messenger RNA, 816 nt
Organism: Vicia villosa (hairy vetch)
Lineage: Eukaryota; Viridiplantae; Streptophyta; Magnoliopsida; Fabales; Fabaceae
Exons: 3
Coding region: 1-816 (271 amino acids)
Source: RefSeq, a predicted model, not a curated record